Aspergillus steynii IBT 23096 is the source of this 2162-nucleotide messenger RNA. RefSeq lists its product as uncharacterized. Gene Ontology annotation, molecular function: ATP binding; ATP hydrolysis activity. The transcript has a single exon. Gene Ontology annotation, biological process: mitochondrial respiratory chain complex III assembly; protein insertion into mitochondrial inner membrane from matrix. The record is from RefSeq and is a predicted model, not a curated record. NCBI's taxonomy places the organism in Eukaryota, Fungi, Ascomycota, Eurotiomycetes, Eurotiales, Aspergillaceae. Gene Ontology annotation, cellular component: mitochondrial inner membrane. The coding region runs from base 369 to 2003 and encodes 544 amino acids.
GUUCCUCAAAGACCCUGAAUAAUGUAAAAUGAUCCCACGGUGCAUGAUGCAGUCCACCGAAAACUAUAUAUGUUCCUGGCAUCCCUGCCCACCGCCCGUAGUCUAUUCUAGCUUGAACCCCCUCACCACGCUUGCUCGCAGGUCUGCCGUGCCAAAAAAAAAGCCACCACAGGCACGAGAGCUGUCCUAACACAGCGAUGCACUCCGUAGAGUCAUGUGGCUUGCACCAUGCGCAAGGCUUACCUUGUGCUACCGUCGUUGCUUACGUUGGUGCCUAACUAACCUGCCUACUAAUACUCGACAGGAUCAUAGAUGAGCCGCAUCUUCUUCACACAUCCCCAUGGAAUUGGCAAUCGCAGCGGUCGCAAAUGGCGUAUAACAUGGACUCGUCGUUUGGGAAAUUCUUCUACCUCUCCUCGUUCGCGGUGGGGUCGUUCAUCGUGAAGAGUCUCUUUGAUCAAUAUGGCACUCUUCCUUUGCAUCUAUUUUAUUCCAGCAUUGAGGUCCACUCGUACGACGAGGCGUACAAUUACCUCAUGUACUGGCUGACGAAGCAGCGUUUCAAUGAGAAUAAACGCCACCUGAUCGCCAGCACAUCCCUGACAAGCGGCCAGCCAGAUUGGUUCCAUGAAAAAGAAAACGAGGAUGGGAGUGCCGAUGACUUCGACCAGGAGGACACCAUCGACGACGCGAAAUGGAGGGCUUCAUUUGCCAAUACCCGCCCGCUGCUGUGGAUGCCUUCGACCGGCACGCAUUGGUUCAAGUUCAUGGGUCGGCACCUGGCGUUGACCAGAGAGGUGGAAGAACACAACAACAUGAUGUACACGCGCACCGAGAAAUUACGGAUUUCGUGCCUGGGAUGGGACUCCUCGACUUUAAAACAGCUGAUGCUGGAGGCUCGAGUGGAGUUUUCGCAAAAGGAACAGGGCAAAACCGUCAUCUACCGAGGCUCUAAGAGGGCAUUCGACAAUGAAUUCACCUGGACGCGAUCGAUCUCACGCCCGGCUCGACCGCUCUCAACUGUCUUGCUGGAGGAGGACGAAAAGCACGCGUUUCUCCAGGACGUGCAGCAGUACCUGCAUCCCGCGACGAUGAGAUGGUACAGCGAUCGAGGGAUUCCUUACCGGCGAGGCUAUCUGUUCUAUGGCCCACCCGGCACCGGCAAAUCCAGUCUGGCUUUUGCGGCGGCUGGUUUUCUCGGAUUGAACGUGUAUAUACUGAACUUGAACUCUCAACAGCUCACCGAGGACGCGCUCGCCCAGCUGUUCCAGGACCUACCGCGACGAUGCCUGGUGCUUCUCGAAGACAUCGACUCCAACGAAGUCACCAACCGCCGCACCGCGGAGGCCCAAAAGAAGCGAAAGGGAAAGAGCAGCCUGUCGCUAUCCGCUUUGCUGAACAUCAUCGAUGGCGUGGCCGCCCAAGAAGGCCGCGCACUGAUCAUGACCACGAAUCACCAUGAGCACCUCGACCCGGCCCUUAUCCGACCCGGUCGUGUAGACUAUCAGCUUGAGUUCAAGCUUGCCAGUCGUUAUCUGGCGAGGCAAAUGUUCCAGAACAUCUUCCACGAGCCCCAGACGAACAUUGAUACGAACUACGAUAGUCACCCGACUGAGGUCGCCCCCGUAAGCGAACUCAAGAAAAUGUCUGAUCAUUCUUCGUGUGUCUGGGAUUCUUCAAGCUCCUUGGCAUCAGACAUCGAGGAGCUAGCCACGGCUUUUAGUGAGAAAUUGCCGGAGUACACGUUCUCUCCGGCAGAGAUCCAAGGCUUUCUGCUUCGUCACAAGAGUUCCCCGGAGAGCGCCGUUGCCAGUGUAGAGGCAUGGGUAGAUAAAACACUAGAUGAGAAGGAGCAACGAGGCCUUGAAGAAGUGCAAGAUUCAGAAGAGAAGGAUGACAAGUCAGAUGAAGACCGAGAGGAAUCUGCCAACAACGAGAGUGAUUCUGACCAGGAGUCAGCUGAGGAUGACGGAACUGAUCAGAUUAACAUGCGGGUCCAAUAAAAAUUGCUCUACUCUUCGACGUCUUUCUGUAUGUUUGUGUUCAAGAUACUAGACAUGAAACUAUCUAUUUAUCCUCGUUGUUUCUUUCAGUCUGCAUGUAAAGCUCACGCCAGUUGGCCCCCUUUAUAUAUUAGCUAGACUGGAACAGUGGCGAUUUUG